CAUGUUCUUCGCGGUGUUGCGCGGCUGUCGGUGGUGGUGUGGCCUUUCCGUUUCUUUCGCGGGUCGCGCGCGUGUGUGCAGUGGUGUUUCCGUGUGAGCUCGCGGUUCGGGUCCUGUUGUUUACGGCCGAAACGACCACUUCCGCCAGCGUUGCAGCAAGCCGCAUCGGUUCCUACGGCGGCUCCUGUAUGCCUACCUCGACAAAAUGAAGGACCAGGCGGGCCCUUCGGACUCCUGGGUGUCCGGCGUCAAGUUGGGCAUCGUCAGGCUGGGCCGCGCCGCCGGAAAGAUAAAGUAUACCCUGCUGGAUGAAAGGGACAUAACACUGGUCCACGAAUACUCAUUUGAGGCUCGUGUGGAGGUGGACAAGGAUGGCAAUGGGGCCCAGAUAUUUGCCUACGCCUACGAGAUGAAUCAGGGAAAGAGCACUGGGCAGUACCUCCACCAGCUGCUCUGGGAGCGACACUUUGGUGGAGUUGCUCCUGGGUUCCGGGUGGUGCAUCUGAAUGGGGUCACUAUGGACAACCGGCUGGAAAACCUGGCUCUGGAGCGCAUAUGCCUGCUCUCGGCACCUCACCUGGCUGACGUGCACAUGCCGGCUGCCCCCUCAACGCCUGUGGCAGAGUCUCAGCCAAACAAGCAGCGCGAGCAGUCCCUCUACUGGGCUGCCAUCCAGCAACUACCACCAGAGCACCUUGUGGAAGAGCUUGCAGAUGCUGCUGUCACCAAGUAUUACAAUGCCAACGGUGAAGUGAUUGAGGAAGAUGAGGAGGGUGGCUGCUACUACGAGUGCCACUAUCCGCCCUGUAGCAGCCUGGAGCGGGAGCCCCGCGAAUUCAGCAUCUGUGGCCGCUGCCAAGCAGCCCGCUAUUGUGGCCUCUUCUGCCAGCAGCGUGACUGGCCCUUACAUAAGCGCCACUGCCGUCCCCGGCUCCGAGCGCAUCGUGAGAAACCCCCCGAGCGAUGACUUGUCAUUUCCACGUUCAUCUGAGGCAGCCUGUCAUCUGAGCUCUGCACAUUGGGGACAUUCUUUCACUGCCAGCCUGUCAAUAGUACCUGCUGGCUGUGGUUAGAAGCACCGCUGGGACCUGCACUUCUCAAGGUGGUGACAGCCAUAUUGGCUCAGUCCCUGGGAGUCCUGUCGACUGCCAAGCUUCAUGAGAGUGUGUGCUUCCCUUGGGAGAACUUGUGAGCUGUGGUGGCAGCGCUACCAGAGGCCUUGUCAUGCUAAUUGAGCAUUCAUUGCUCUUGCUUCACUGCCAGAACAUCGGUGCACAAACCGUGGGGUGUUGCACUUGGCAGAACCGGCACAACCUGAUCACCUCUCUGCAUAUGGCAGUGCCUCCAAUUGAACACUUAAGUGUGUUUUUGUACUCUGUGUCUAUUAAAGCAGUGCAUGCAUGCGUGUUAUCCCUCCUUCUUGCUUUCUCACAAUCAUGUCAAUGCAUCCAUCAGGCUUUUAUUAUUUUCUUUUAACUGGUGCUGUUGCCUUCCUGUGUCCCUCUAGUUUUGCCGUGAUGUGUUUUCUCGUCAAAAGUGUUCUUUGUUGUUGGCAGCAUGCAGUUUUAAUGUUUGGGUUGUCGUUACCAUUCUCACUUGAGGUUGUGCGAGAGAGUGGUGGUGUUGAGGAGUUCCAACGUCAUUGACAUUCCUUUGAGGCUUCCCUCUGCCCAGCUUUGUUGCUUGCAGUUGUCCAGUAGGCUAAUAUAAAUUGUUGCAUCCAUUCUUGUGAGCAUGCAUCCUGAACUUGUUCUGAUGUUUGGUUUCAAGCUGGAGAAUUUGAGCCUCGAGUUUCAAUUUUUAUGUCGGCAGCAGUCUUUUUUUUCCAAUUUUAGCCAAAGCAGCACCUGGGGUCAGUUUCACUGCUAAUGGAAAGGAAAAGAGCUUUGUGAACUUCCUGGCAAAUGCUCUAUAUUAACGAGGCCUGAUGAGAGUGCACAAGUCCCAAUUUAAGCUGCUAGAAAGCUUGCUAGUGAGCUGUGCAUUGAAUGCCUUCCCUUCCCCCCAUCUCUUACUUGCCCUUUCUGAACUCUUGCUGAGGGUCCAAAACAAAGGUGUCUUGUAGAAAACAGAGAUAUCAAGCCUAUUUCGGUGAAGCAGUAAAUGAUGAGUAAUAACUCCCCAGCAGUUCUAACCACUAUGAAAAUAAUUCCGCUGCUGGUAAACUGCCUCUGGUGUAGCUGUUGGAUAUACUGCCACUUGUAUCUGGAGCCAGUCAACUGUGCUUUGUCGGAACAGUGUUUUGUACAGAGCGCUCCAGUGUGUCUGCAAUUACUGCACCCUUUGAUGUUGGAUGGUAGUGCCAGUUUUGAGAUCCAAUUUCCUGCCCACAAUUGCCCCCUGUAAACACUCCUACCUGUAGGCUAGCUGGUAAUCAAUCUAUGGGCAGUGUCACCAGUAUGUUCCGAGUGACCACCCUUUUAAGUGUGCUUGGUAACGUGCACCCACAACAAUGUUGCUUGGUGUAAGAGCUUACACAAACUGUCACUGGUGUCCUUGAAAAGUGUCGUUUGUGUUGCUGUUACUGAUCAUGGUCACUAGAAUUGUGCUAGUGCCAUCUGCUCAUUUCCACUGAGGAGCUUUACGCGCAAGUGUUGGAAGAACUUUGAAGGGUCCUCCAGGUUUUCCCCACUGCAGUUCUGCUGUUUCACCUCCAUGCCGUCCGUGCCCUCUCUGCCAAAUUCUGUCGGCACUGCCCAUGCACUUUGUCUGUGAAGCCCACUUUCUCAAGGAAAAUCGCCACAGAGACUUCUACCUCCCUCAUAUGACUUGUACAGGUCUGUUGUUCUUGUGGGUAGUGUAAGCUACAUUUCUUACCAAGGCCCUUGUGUCAAGUGUUGUCCACUUGCAACACAGAGGUGGAAUAGCGUGCCACUUUUCGGUUGUGACACACAGGCCUGAGUUGUUGGCUGUCUGAAACUUCUGUCCACAGUACGGGUGUUGAGAAUGCAGUUUCAGUGGUGUUGUAGCUUUUGUGUGCUCUGCAUUUAGGGAGAGCAUGUUGCCAGUGAUAGAGCAGCACACAUUCAAGAAUGCUAUAGGUGCUGUGUGGAAUGAACCACCUUGUGAUCUGUCGUUGAGCUGUUUGCACAUGGUUGCAUAGUGACGGUACCUGUACACUGCCAGUUGUACUCGUAGUUGGAGUUUCGGUUUGAUAAUGUGAGACGUGUGAAGCCUUUUGAAAUGAGCCAAAUCCUGCCACACUUCAGCAGUGCCGAUUUUGUUCUUCUUGCAAUUGGAAGCAUUCAUGUAUAACAGAUUUGUGCUGUCCGAUUGCCAACUGCAAGCACAACAUAGCAGCCGCAGCAAACGAGAAUAGGUGACAUUGGCUAAAAAUAGUUACAGGAGUUGCGCAUUUUUGCACUCAUUACAGUUUACACCACCUGGUAUUUGCUGAGGCACCGAAAACGUGGUCUGGGUUUUGGAAGUGCACCUGCAAUUGGCUAGUUCAUACAUUUUCAGCUUAGCUGGAUUGUGGACUCAUUUUUGAAACGUGUGGCUGAGACAUGAGGCUGUGGCAUGACUGUUCUAGAUCCAAACAUACUCUUGAGGUCUACUGCAAGAAGUUUGCUGAGUAUCUCUUCUGUCUGGGGAAGGUAGCAGCAUCGUUAUUGCCAGGAGUUAUAUCCCGAAUGCUCAAAGAAAUGAAUACAGGGUUCCGUAUGCUCUUGGUGCCCCCAUUGUGUUGCAGUGCAGAGAUCUCUUUGGCCUGAACAGCAUUGAUACUCCUGCAGCUGUCAACGAAAUGACGGCUUUCUGGCAGCUACUUCGUUUUUGUGGUGCAAACUGCAAUUGGUGUGGAGUAGUUAAAUAGUGAGCUGUUGCAUCAGGACAGCUGAGUAACAUGCAGGUCUGUUAACAUUUUUGAAGACUGGUGUAAAACAUUGUCAUUUGCAUGUUUUUCAAUGUAUUUUAUCCUUUUUGACCACUCAAAUGUUUUACUUGUCUUUGUGACUGCUUUUACCUUGUCUAAUGUACAUUGCUGCAACUUUUUUUAACUUGGGAGUUCUGAAAUUUUGUCAUUAUAUUUAGCCUCACUGCUCAUGUCUGCAUCUCUAUUAUCAGAAAUCUGUGUUGCGAGGAUUGUGUUAAAAAUAUCGACACCAGUUUACGUGUAGUUGCGACUGGUAAAAUGGAAAAUCCCAUAAAAAUGAGCGAUAGGUGCUGAAUUAUUAUGCCUAGUUUGUCUUCUACCUUGUUUUCAAUUUCUGAAGCUGGUCAUUUUGGCAAAUUGUUGCGAUUGCUACUCACACACAACACCCUUUGUCAAAGAAGUUUCAGGACUGAUUAUUACAAGCUUAUAUUUGAAUAAGCAAGUUUGAAUUGCAGAAUGCCUCACAUAUGUCUGGGGGGUAGUGAAAAUGUUUCAUAUGUGACCUACUGAGACGUUUAUUGCACUGUUGUGUUCAGUUUGAGCAGCAGAAGCAAUGCUUGUAAAUAUGGAGCAGUGCAUCAGUAUAAAGGUUCGUCAAGUUAGGGAAAUUAAUUGCAGCAAGCAUGGAACUUGCUGCAUUAAAUGUAUUGUGACCAAGUACUUUUCUGAAGCCACCUGUUAUGGUACAAGAAUUUUUGGGAGGGUAGGAUUUCAAUGGGAGACCUGCACAUAUUCACAAUUCGGCUGGCUCAUGUAGUGAGAAGCAUUGCCAAAGAAGCCUUCACACUUGCUUGCUUCGAAAGCUGCUUCGAAACAUCCUCUAAGCUGUGUAGGUAGCACGGCAAAAUACCUUGGCAAGACAAAUAGCUAUUUGAUCAGUUUUGCAAUUGCAAAACAAGGGGAAGAUUUUGGGGCGUACUUGAAGGCAACAGUUACAUAGCCUAGCAGCUACUGAGAAGAAACUGCCCUAAUUGUAUUGGCUCACAAGCUACAGCAUGUUUGUUUGUAUGGCUGUAAACUCCCAUGGUGCCAUUUGCCAAAUUUGGCUGUUCUUGGUACUGCCUGCCUUUGUGGGCACUGUUCUCUUUAGUAGCUGACACUUUUGUGAAAGAUGUUGAAACCUUGUUGAGUUGUGAUAAUCUUCAAGAGCCUAAGAGCUUGCACAUUCACACAAUGAGAUGGGCUCUCAUUCAUUGCACUGGCAAGUGCGUCUGCUGUAACCCAAAUAUGUGCGCUUUUUUGUUGACUUUCUUGUGCCAUUACCAAAAAGCGUUCCAGAGCGAUCGAGAUUUGUCAUUAGCUGCAAAGUUCAUUGCAAGUAGCUUUGCAGAGGUCGUCCUUCUAGGAAAGGCCAGGAACAGGCAGUUUGCAUAUAACCUCUGUUGCUCACGCUAAGACCCCCUAACAAGCUUUAUGCACUGGCCUGUUUCAUAAUAUGCCAAAGGGGACGGCCCAGGUCUCUUGAUUGUUUUUUAUACCCAAUAUUUUCGGUCAUCAAGUGCAUCUGCUGUUUUGCUGUGUAAAACAUCACACAGAAGCAAUGGCAUAUUGUAGAUUGUAGUUUAUUUUGAGUGUUGUACCAUGGUCUCUGUGUUCCGUAUUCUGCAUUCUAGUCUGGCUGAGUGAACACAAUGAGCGCAUGAUCUCAACAAGCCAACCAGAGUGCAGAAUGAGUGACGUUCAUCACAUGUGGCUCUGUUUACCUUUUGUUUAGCAACUCAUUUGCACAUUAAGGAUAGUAGCUUCAUUGUGCCGUGUGGUCAGUUGCAAAAUGCAUGAGAACUGCAGCAGUAGAGCUAGCAUUGUGCAACCUUGUUCAUGUCUUAAGGGUGACAGGUAGGUCGCGCUGAUGCACAGAACUGUGGCCAUUUUUCAUGUAGCUUUUGACUGCUUAAAAUUUGUAAUAAGCUGCCUGUUGAAUUUGCUAAUUUGCUACCGAAGUAGAAAUGGGCAGAGAUUCCUCGUAUGAAUGGCCAUCCAACUGUACUGCGCAGACCGAUCCACCUUUCGGUGAUGCUGCCCUAUAUUACAAUGCAACUGGUUCCAACUUGUCUGUGCCUUUGCAUGGCUGCCUACAGUCAGCAGCUGCGCUGGUGCGAGCCCACCCACCUAGGCUUGAGCAAUAAGCUCCCUGCCCAUAUCAUGACUAUAACAACUCUUUUUGCAUUUUGUCAUUGUUCAAAACUGCUCCACAUACAAGAUCAGUCAGUCAUGGGCAGUGAAUGAUAAAAGGGAAACAGCACUCUGCCACACUUUUGUCUUCAAAGUGCUGCAACCGUUUUGUGUGAAGUUUUGUUAGAAAGUUUCUUGUGCACCCCCCUCGCUUCCUCCCCCCCCUCUUUUUUUUUAAGGGCACUUGCUUGGCGCUUCAGUUAUUGCAUCAACAGGGUUCCGCUGGCAUGUGUCUGCUGUGCGAAGGUGCAGGGUGUUUGGGUGCGAUCUAAUUGUUUUUGUUGUGGUGGAAUAAUCUAGUCCCUUGCUACGCACUGGCCUGUUUAUUUUCUUUGAUUUUUCUUUUAUUGCUGCACUGUUUGCAAGUUUAAGCAAGUCUGAGUAUUUACAGGGUUUUGCACAAAGGUACAUGAAUUCUUGGCUCUCUGAUCGUCCCAGUGAAUUGGUGAGCUAUGAAAGGGUGUGCAGCUGGGAAAUUUGUUUAUAUUAUUAGGAAGUGGGGAGACAAAGCUUGAAUUAAAAAAACUGAACCGAUCAUGUUUUCAUCUCUCUAAUUGUUCUAUAAACCAUUUCCCCAUUCCUUAAGAAUGGUAGGAUGGGGUUGUGAAAGCUCCUGUGGAGUGGCUGUAUUCUAUGGGGCAGCUUUCACAGAAUGUUUUAAUGUACAAUGGAUUGCAACAGACUUUAACGUACAGAAAUUUCUUGAGAGCAUCAGUAGAUAACCCUGCCCAUAGGUAAUAAAGUGACCGCUGGUAACUAUCUGAAAUGACAGACUAGUAGUAGUAAGCUCCCACUGGGUCGAGCACUUCUGACCGGCACUUACUGUUUAGCUCCUCUGGUAUACAUCUGCCAUCUGCACUCAAAUUGCAUACCAGCUCAGAAAUGUAGGCUGCAUUUUCAAGCAAAAUUUUGUCCAUCAUGAAGACCAUGUUUCCUGGAACCGGUGCUUUGCUGCUGAUGCUUGACUACACAGUUACUGACCCUCAAGAGCCUUGGAUUGCCCUGUGCAACCCUAGUGUGUCCCCUUUUCCCUCAAUUGUUUACAUGACCUGCAUCUUAAGUUCCUCCACUGUAUUACUCUUCUCAUACCUUUCUUGUCUAAUUUGCUAAACAAAUUAUUUAUUACCAUGAAAGUAUCCAGUAUGCAUGAGUGGUCAUAAUGUUGCCUAUACAGUCCUUUCUUGCAUUCUGAGAGUUUUGCAUCAGUUGUACAAUAUUUGUCAUACGAGAGCAAGAAUGUUUGCCGUCACCCCUUAGGUUGUGAAUAUGUGUUGCUGGAUUGUUAAUUGCCGUGUUCAGUUUUUGUCCGAGCUUUUGUACCUUGUAAUAUUGCCCUGCACCUGGCCUGAAUGAGCUUUUAUAUAAGCAAAAUUUAAUUUUUACUGAUCGUGCUUAAAUUUACGUGGACCACAAAAAUAAACCUUGUCGCCACAGGUCCAAUGUUGCCACUUUUUUUUCUUUCUACUUCCCUUUAAUUGCACAGCCACCACACUGGCCCAGUGGCCCCGCCACGGUGGUCUAGUGGUUAUGGCACUCGACUGCUGACCCGAAGGUCGCGGGAUCGAAUCCCGGCCGCGGCGGCUGCAUUUUCGGUGGAGGCGAAAAUGUUUGAGGCCCGUGUACUUAGAUUUAGGUGCACGUUAAAGAACCCCUGGUGGUCGAAAUUUCCGGAGCCCUCCACUACGGCGUCUCUCAUAAUCAUAUGGUGGUUUUGGGACGUUAAACCCCAGAUAU
This is a messenger RNA of Rhipicephalus sanguineus (brown dog tick), 7780 nucleotides long. RefSeq names its product zinc finger MYND domain-containing protein 19. Bases 206 to 967 code for a protein of 253 amino acids. NCBI's taxonomy places the organism in Eukaryota, Metazoa, Arthropoda, Arachnida, Ixodida, Ixodidae. The transcript has 6 exons. The record is from RefSeq and is a predicted model, not a curated record.